AUGGUGGGCACGAUCCUCGACUUUGAAUGCGCCGUCAUCACCGGCGGUGCGGGCGGCCUAGGCUAUGCCAUGGCCGAGUACUUCCUCUCGCUCAACAAAAAAGUCAUCCUCGUGGGCCGGACCGAGUCGAAGCUCGCUGAAGCGUCCAAGAAGCUCUCCAACGCGCCCUACUACGUCCUCGAUACGGGCAGCGUGAAGGACAUCCCGGCGUUCACAAAAAAGGUGCUGUCCGAGCACCCGGAGGUGGACUGCCUGAUCAACAACGCCGGUGUACAGCGACCCUUGGAAGUCCAAAACCUCGCGCUCGACAAGGUGGACAACGAGAUCGACAUCAACAUCCGUGGUCCGGUGCAUCUCGCGACCGCCUUCCUCGACCAUCUCAAGACCAAGAAGCUGGGCGUCAUCGUCAACGUCAGCUCCGUCCUGGGUUUCGUGCCGUACUCUAUAAUUAAUCCCGUGUACAAUUCCACCAAGGCCUUUUGUCACUUCUGGUCCGAAGCACAGCGCGUGCAGCUCAAGAACACCAAUGUCAGGGUGGUCGAGAUCGUUCCGCCGAGUGUGGGAACCGAUCUGCACAGGGAGAGGGAGAACCCGGACGACAACAAGAAGGAGAAGGGUGCCACCAGCUCUUUGACCAUCGCAGAGUUCAUGGAGGAUCUCGUCAAGGGUCUCAAGGCGGAUCAGGAUGUCAUUAGCGCUGGAAGUGGCAUUGCGCUGGUCAAGAAGUGGGACGAUGCGUUCCGAGAACAGUUCAAUGGCGCCGCGGACAAGUAUCAGCCAAAGUAA
Messenger RNA from Kalmanozyma brasiliensis GHG001, 786 nucleotides. RefSeq names its product Short-chain dehydrogenase/reductase SDR. Bases 1 to 786 code for a protein of 261 amino acids. The record is from RefSeq and is a predicted model, not a curated record. Gene Ontology annotation, cellular component: membrane. Lineage: Eukaryota; Fungi; Basidiomycota; Ustilaginomycetes; Ustilaginales. The transcript has a single exon.